CGGCCAGCGCGAGCCACCCCAGUUCGCGGCUACCCCGGCAACUAGCUAACGUUAGCAUACUGGUUAGCUGCCCAAAAUACCUACCUGAAGUCCUUUGCUUUGUAUGGAAGCGGUCAGCAUCACUAACGGGGUUCAUGUUACGACUCGCCGGACAUUAUGAGGAACGUUAUUGUGCUGUCACUGCUGCUGCUGAAUAUACAUCAUGUCAUAUCAGCACCCAAAGGCGUCACUGCCAGUCUGGAAGCAAAGUGGAACAUGACGCCUUUCCUUCUGGAGGCAAGCGAGUUUAUCGGAGAAGAUGGGAAUGAAAAAUUCUGGCAGUUUGUUGACACUGUGAAAGAGCUCACUGUUUACAAGCAAGGAGAGUCUGUGCGCUCGUACUACAACUUGAUCAUCAAGAAGGCCGGCCAGUUCCUCACAUAUCUUCAAGUUAAUCUCCUCAAAUUUGCUCUGGCUCUACGGUCAUACUCGCCAGCUGUUCAUGCGUCUCAGCAGAUCGCCAGCGAUGAGCCUCCGCCUGAGGCUUGCUCUGCCUUUGUCUCCAUCCAUGGUCAACAUAGCUGCAGUACCAAGGACAUCAAGAAGCUCCUGAAGGCAGCUGCAGGCAGGCCAAAACCAUAUUUGUACAAGAAUGAUCACACAUAUCCAGGGGUCAACAAAACAGAUGUGCCAGUUGUGAUCCUGUACGCUGAGAUUGGAACCAAGAAGUUCGCCUCGUUUCAUAAGGUGCUGUCAGAGAAGGCUGGAGAGGGCACGCUUGUGUAUGUGCUGCGGCAUUUUGUGGCGAAUCCAAAACCUCAAAAGAUGCUUUUAUCUGGCUAUGGUGUUGAGUUGGCCAUCAAAAGCACCGAAUACAAAGCUGUGGAUGACACCAAAGUAAAAGAUUCAAAGACAGUCACAAAUGCUGAGGAUGAUGGUAAUGAUGAAGUCCAAGGCUUCGUUUUUGGAACAUUAAAGAAAUCUCACCCUGAACUCAAGGAGCAACUCGUUGAGCUUCGCAAACAUCUCCUGGAUAGUACCAAUGACAUGGUCCCUCUCAAAGUGUGGGAAAUGCAAGAUCUCAGCGUCCAGGCAGCUGCCAGAAUCAUGUCCGUGCCAAAGUUCGACGCUUUGAAGCUAAUGCGGGACCUCAGUCAGAACUUUCCGAGCAAAGCCAGAUCACUGACAAGAGUGGCUGUAAAGCAGGAAAUGAGAAAAGAAAUUGAGGAGAACCAAAAGCGUCUCAGCGAGACCAUUGGUGUUCACCCGGGAGACGGGGAGCUCUUCAUCAACGGACUGCACAUUGAUCUGGACAUUCACAACCCUUUCAGCAUUUUAGACAUCCUCAGAGGGGAGGCCAGGGUCUUGGAGGGGCUUCACAACCUGGGCAUAAAAGGGGACCAUCAGGGCAAGCUGCUGAGGCUGCCUGUGAACGCUGCGGAUGACAGCUACGCUUUAGAUAUAAGACAUCCAGCUAUAAUGUGGAUAAAUGACAUAGAGAAUGACCCAGCUUACCGCAGCUGGCCAGCAGGUAUACAGGAGCUCCUCAGGGCCACCUUUCCAGGAGUCAUCCGGCAGAUCCGACGCAAUUUCUUCAAUCUGGUGCUGUUCCUAGAUCCAGUACGGGAAGAAAGUGUGGAGCUGGUGAAGCUAGCAGAGCUGUUCUACAAGCACAAGAUCCCCCUGAGAAUUGGAUUUGUGUUUGUUGUCGACACCAAAGAUGAGAUUGAUGGCUUCUCAGACGCAGGGGUGGGAUUUUACAGACUGUUGAAUUACAUCGCAGACGAGUACGAUUUAUCCCAGGCUCUGAUGUCCACAGUCGCCUUGUACAACAAAGUAGACGUAGGGGAGACGCUGUCUGUUGACACAAUCACUACUUAUCUGAAGAGAAAAUUCCCUAAAGCCAGUGCUGAAAGGAUUCUCGGCGUGGAGUCCGAGUAUGAUGACAAAAGAAAGGACGGCGCCCUCUUCUACAAGCAGAGUGGCCUGGGUGCCCUGCCACUGGCUUUAUUUAACGGAGUCCCUCUGAGCCCUGAUGAGAUGGACCCAGACGAGCUGGAAACCAUCAUCCUGCAGCGCAUAAUGGACACAACCACCGCCUUCCAGAGAGCUGCCUUCAUGGGUCAGUUGACUGAGGGCUUAGAUGUGGUGGACUAUCUAAUGGAGCAGGCCAAUGUGGUGCCCAGGAUGAACCCUCUUAUUCUAAGCACUGACCGGAAGUACCUCGACUUCACUGCCAAACCAGUUGUAGACGACUGGGAGGACACGACUAUGUUUUCAUACCUUGACUCAAGAGACAAAACAGCUGUGAUGGCUAAGAAAAUGAAGUACUUCACAAAUAACGAUGAGGAUGGGAUGAGUGCUGUGACCAUGUGGGUAGCUGGAGAUUUUGAGAAGGUCUCAGGAAGGAAACUGUUGCUCAGUGCUCUGAAACACGUGAAGGCCAGCCCUGGAGUGCGCGUGGGGGUGAUAGAUAACCCCAGUGGAAAGCCCAGCGAAGAUAACACUGUGCUGUACAGGGCUAUCUGGGCCUCGCUCCUCACACAGAAGAAUAAGGCUGCGGCAGAGUUUGUGCAGAAACUCCUGAAAGAGCAGAGCAGCCAGCUCCUCCAGCAAGGGACCAAGAUGAAAGACUUACUAAUGCAGGGCAUGGACGAAGAUGCAUUUGAGAAAAAGUUCAACACGCUGGAAGUGGAUUUUAUUCGUAGUCAGCAGCUGUUUUGUCGAGAAGUUCUGAAACUGAGCCCUGGACAACGGGCAGUCAUCAGCAACGGCAGGAUCCUCGGUCCAUUUGAAGAGCAGGAAGAAUUCACUGUGGAGGAUUUCCACCUGCUGGAGAAGAUUACACUGAGCGGUUCUGCAGAGAAAGUCAAAGCCAAAGUUAAACAGAUGGGGAUGAAGCCAAAGCACGCCAGUGACUUAAUCAUGAAAGUUGAUGCCCUCCUAACUGCAGCCCCCAAAGGAGAGGUCAGGAGGGACGUCCAGUUUAUCAAAGACAGCCACAGCGUGCUCCAUCUCUCCCCGCGUGAAAACGAGGUGUUCUAUGAUGUUGUGGCCAUCGUUGACCCGCUCACUAGGGAGGCACAGAAGAUGUCCCCUCUACUGAUUGUGCUCAGUCAAGUGGUCAAUGUGAGACUGCAGGUGUUUAUGAAUUGCAGGGCCAAGUUGUCCGAGAUGCCUCUCAAGAGCUUUUACCGCUUUGUCUUGGAGCCUGAUGUGAAUUUCUUGGCCAACGACACAGUGUCUCCAGGACCAGUUGCUCGCUUCAUGGACCUCCCAGAAUCUCCCCUUCUCACCCUUAAUAUGAUCACACCAGAGAGCUGGAUGGUGCAGGCUGUCCGCAGCCCCUAUGAUUUGGAUAAUAUCCACCUGCAGGAGGUGAGCGGGGUUGUGACAGCAGAGUACGAGCUGGAGCACCUUUUGCUGGAGGGCCACUGCUUUGAUCUGUCAACUGGGCAGCCUCCCCGUGGACUGCAGUUUACCCUGGGCAUGAGUCGGGACCCACUCAUGUAUGACACUAUCGUCAUGGCUAACCUGGGUUAUUUCCAGCUGAAAGCCAAUCCUGGUGCCUGGAUCCUGAGAUUACGUAAAGGGAGAUCAGAGGAUAUCUAUCAGGUUCUCACGCAUGAUGGAACCGACUCACCUGCGGAUGCUGGUGAUGUCAUUGUUUUGUUGAACAGUUUCCACAGUAAGAUCAUCAAAGUCAGAGUCCAGAAAAAGGCAGAGAAGAUCAAUGAAGAUCUUUUAAGUGAGAAUAGUGAAAGCCAAGGCAUAUGGGACUCCAUAGCAAGUGUUUGGAGCACUUUUGAGAAAAGCAUCACAGGUGGUGGGGCCAAGAAGGAUGAUGGAGAGAAGAAGAAAGAGGAUGUUCUUAACAUAUUUUCCGUGGCCUCGGGCCAUUUGUACGAGCGCUUUCUGAGAAUAAUGAUGCUGUCCGUCCUUCGGCAUACAAACACACCCGUCAAGUUCUGGUUCCUCAAGAAUUACCUCUCGCCAUCUUUCAAGGAGACCAUCUCUCACAUGGCCGAGGCGUACGGCUUUCAGUACGAGCUGGUACAGUACAAAUGGCCCCGCUGGCUCCACCAGCAGACUGAGAAGCAGCGCAUUAUCUGGGGAUACAAGAUCCUCUUCCUGGAUGUUCUGUUCCCUUUGGCUGUCGACAAGAUCAUCUUUGUGGACGCCGAUCAGAUAGUUCGGGCUGAUCUGAAGGAGUUGAGGGAUCUAAACCUGGAGGGUGCUCCUUAUGGCUACACACCGUUCUGUGAUAGCCGCAGAGAGAUGGAGGGCUAUCGCUUCUGGAAAACCGGUUACUGGGCAUCACAUCUAGGACACAGGAAAUACCACAUCAGCGCUCUGUAUGUAGUGGAUUUAAAGAAGUUCAGGAAGAUUGCAGCAGGGGACAGAUUACGAGGCCAGUACCAAGCCCUGAGCCAAGACCCCAACAGUCUGUCCAACCUGGACCAGGACCUUCCUAACAACAUGAUCCACCAGGUGGCCAUCAAGUCUCUUCCACAGGAGUGGCUGUGGUGUGAGACGUGGUGUGAUGACACCUCCAAAGUCACAGCUAAGACGAUAGACCUAUGCAAUAACCCAAAGACCAAGGAGCCCAAGUUAACAGCCGCAGCAAGGAUCGUACCUGAGUGGGUUGAAUAUGACAACGAGAUAAAACAGCUGCUGAGACGUGUCCAGCAACAGGAAGACACAGCAACGCAAAAACAGACUCCAUCGUCCUCACAACAUAAAAAAGCCGACAACCGGCGUGAUGAACUUUAGUGCCUGCCAGCACCAUGCUGAAGAGAAAGGAGGCAGCACCUUUUGCAAGCCGGCCACCUGUGAAGCUUGAAGACUGACAAUUCCAUCUAAACUUAGCCACAGAGCGUUGCAUCCUCAGCCGGGGAGAAGGAUGGGAUAUUUUCAGAGAUGCCAUAUCUGCUUCGGCAGUCGAUACGUCUUACAAAAUUAACACCUGAUUUAAGUGUUAACUGCCAACUGUGAACCUGUGGUGUGUUCUCAGCACUUACAGCAACGUACGUGGUUACCGGAGAAUGAAGUGAGCAGAGAGGGAAUAAUGAGGUGAGGUCAGUCACAGCACUCUUAUUAGGGGCGUUUGAGAAAAUAGUUGGCAUAUAUUGCACUGAUGAUGUAUGCAAAGAAUCAAAUGGAGAAGGCACAUGUCUGAGAAUCUAAUCUUACAGUGUAAUGUUUGUUUUUAUAUAUAUAUAUAUAUAUGUGUGUUAUGGAAAAUUACAUUUCAAAAUGUUGACUGAAAUGCCCGCACCAAAGUUGUGACUAACAUAAAGCUAGUCUGUUUGUAAAUUUCAUAACUUGCCGCAAAGUUGUUACAUUAGAAGUUAGGGACUGUAUGAUAAUUAUUGGGUGUUAUUAUUUUUUUACCUUUUUUGGGAGAGCAGUGGAGGGUCGUUUUUAUUUUUUCUCACUCCAAGACUAUUUGAGUCAGCAGCCAUAAUCAGGCCAGCUGAUUUGGCUUGAUUCCGGGGUGUCAUUCAUGCCAAAUCUUAGCCGAGUCAAGCAACCAGAUGCAGCCCAGCUAAUUACAUCCGGCUUGCCGAGUUUGGGCUGAUGCUGGGCCAUGUCAUUUCUGAUAACAAUCCAGUGAUGGCAGUGUUGGCAGCUGCAAUCAGGCCAGCUGAUUUGGCCCAAUUCUGGGUCAUCAUUCAUGCCGAGUCUCAGCUGAGUCAGAUAACCAGAUGCGACCUGGCUGAUUUCAUCCGGCACGCCGAGUUUGGGCCGAUGCUGGGCUAUAUCAUUUCUGAUAAUGGCCCAGUGAUGGCAGCUGGAAACCGUCUAAAGCUAAUUUGGCCUGAUUCUGGCUCUCAUUCAUGCUGAGUCUCAGCCAAGUUGGGCAACCGGCCCCACCCGGCUAAGUUCAUCUGGCAUGCCGAGUUUGGUCCGAUUCUGGGCCAGGUCAUUUUGGCUACCUGGGAAGGUUUAUCAUAUUAAAAAUUGAUCUAGUAUGGAUCUAAUAUUAACAUCAAAACAAUUCUUUUCAUGCAUCAUCAACCCUGUCUCUGUAUCAAGGUUUCAUUUUCCUCAUCACCAUCAAUCAUGUGGCUAAUGUCCAUUUUGGAAAACACAAUACAUGCAGAUCAUACUAGUUUUUACCAACUAAAUGUCUCUCAUACAGAGCGUUUCAGUUAUUGACUAUCCUGUACAGUCGCUUUUUUAUUCUGAAUCAUAACAGAAAGCUGAACCAAAGUUAAAUGUGUCUGACAAAGUGAGAAUAUGAUGCAUGCUCCCUAUCACACAUUGAUCAGUGUGAUCAGCUCUGCACGUGUUUUUUCUUCAGUCUUCAAAAUGUUUUGAACUGUUAUUAAUUUGUGUUUUGAUAUCUGUCAGUGCUCUAUGUGGCUCAGCAGGACAAAUUACCUCAGAGUCUCCAAGCUGCUGCUCGAAAAGGACUCGUGUAGCCUAACUGAUUGAAAAUUGAAAGUGGUUGUAUUUUCACCUCUUUGUCAUGUUUGUUUUUGUAUUUUAUGGGGAGGGUAUUCCUUUUUCUUUUUUAAUGUCAAAGGGAGGG
Messenger RNA from Epinephelus fuscoguttatus (brown-marbled grouper), 6517 nucleotides. It is a transcript of the gene uggt2, whose product is annotated as UDP-glucose glycoprotein glucosyltransferase 2. The transcript is spliced from 41 exons. The record is from RefSeq and is a predicted model, not a curated record. Gene Ontology annotation, molecular function: UDP-glucose:glycoprotein glucosyltransferase activity. NCBI's taxonomy places the organism in Eukaryota, Metazoa, Chordata, Actinopteri, Perciformes, Serranidae. Gene Ontology annotation, cellular component: endoplasmic reticulum. Bases 157 to 4752 code for a protein of 1531 amino acids.